AUGAGUCCAUCCAUGUAUACUGGGAACGGUCCAUGGGGCUGCCAUCUCCCCUCUUUCUCAAGAGCGACCUGCUGCAGAGAGCUGGAGAAGGUUCAAGAGAAAGGAGACUCUGGCAUGAUCACGGUGGAGAGGAGAUACAGUACUAAACACAAUGAUUUUCUGGAAUCUAAGGGAUGCUUUGCCAACACAACAUCCUCUAGCAGAAGCAUCAGCCCCUCAUCUUCUGUUGAAACAGGUCUGAGUGUCAGUGAGCCUCCAGGCCCCUGCAGAGUGUCUGUUCACCUAGACCCUCCUGCAGAUUUGGCUCUGAAAUCCUCCUCCUCACAUUCUGAUCACUCCUCUGACAACUCAUUGCCUAGAAUCCAAAAGGAUAAAUAUCCUGAGGAAUUCAGCCUGCUUAAGUUGCAGACAAAAGAUGGGCAGCGUCCUGAGUGGACAUUUUACCCAAGGUUUAGCUGCAAUAUCCACACCUACCAUGUUGGAAAGCAGUGCCUAUUUAACGGGGUCUUCCUUGGCAACAGGAGGUCUCUGUCAGAGAGGACAGUGGACAAGUGCUUUGGGAGGAAGAAAUAUGAUAUUGAUCCAAGAAAUGGAAUCCCAAAGUUAACUCCAGGAGAUAAUCCAUAUAUGUACCCAGAACAGAGUAAAGGCUUCUACAAAGCAGGAUCAACUCUCCCACCAGUGAAUUUUUCAAUAGUGCCUUAUGAAAAGAAAUUUGAUACAUUUAUUCCACUUGAGCCUCUUCCACAAAUUCCCAACUUGCCUUUCUGGGUGAAGGAGGAGGCCAACAGGCUGAAGAAUGAGAUAAGAGAAGUUGAGGAGCUUGACAAUUGGCAUCCAGCGGUUUCCUUGAUACACAGUCUACUCCCUGCUGUGUUGUCUGUCUACACAGCCAAGCAGGAUGAGAGCUCGGUGAGCACCAAUCAAGAGUCUUAG
This is a messenger RNA of Diceros bicornis minor, 936 nucleotides long. RefSeq names its product spermatogenesis associated serine rich 1 (gene SPATS1). The record is from RefSeq and is a predicted model, not a curated record. Bases 1 to 936 code for a protein of 311 amino acids. The transcript is spliced from 9 exons. Lineage: Eukaryota; Metazoa; Chordata; Mammalia; Perissodactyla; Rhinocerotidae.